AUGGAAGCAACAUCACAGCGAUUUUUGUCUCAAAGUUACCUUAACGCUCAAGAAACCGCGACAAGGACAACGAAAAAUUACCUAGCUUCACUCCAUUCAACCCGAAAACAACCUUCAAAGCCUUUAAAGAGGCCUGGAACGUCCCCUUUGAAUCCAAUGCAUCCUCAUGUCUACCGAGUGGAGCCGGUAAACUUCAAAGAGCUGGUUCAGAGGCUAACCGGUGCACCCGAGGCUGUGCAGGCUGAACCGCUCAAGAGUUUGGAUGAUGCAGGGAAGCAGAGUUCUUCAUCUUCUUGGGGAGGUUUCUCAUUUCACAAUCCUGCAAAUCUGUCAAGAUGGUAGUUUACAACAUUUUAUCUA
This is a messenger RNA of Capsella rubella, 360 nucleotides long. RefSeq names its product VQ motif-containing protein 29. The record is from RefSeq and is a predicted model, not a curated record. The coding region runs from base 1 to 342 and encodes 113 amino acids. Lineage: Eukaryota; Viridiplantae; Streptophyta; Magnoliopsida; Brassicales; Brassicaceae. The transcript has a single exon.